Messenger RNA from Momordica charantia (bitter melon), 2759 nucleotides. It is a transcript of the gene RGTA1, whose product is annotated as RAB geranylgeranyl transferase alpha subunit 1. Gene Ontology annotation, biological process: protein geranylgeranylation. Gene Ontology annotation, molecular function: protein binding; Rab geranylgeranyltransferase activity. Gene Ontology annotation, cellular component: Rab-protein geranylgeranyltransferase complex; cytoplasm. The record is from RefSeq and is a predicted model, not a curated record. NCBI's taxonomy places the organism in Eukaryota, Viridiplantae, Streptophyta, Magnoliopsida, Cucurbitales, Cucurbitaceae.
CAAAUAUGAAAAUGAAUCUUCAUCCAAAAGCUCUCUUCUCAGUUCUCCCUCUCUUGGUUUUCGUUUGAUGUUCCACGUUGAUCUCCGCAUCUCGACCGUCAAAAACCAAUUCUUCGAAUUCGAGCGGAAACUUUUCUCCACAGUCACGUCUGCAUCUUCUUCAUCUUCUUCCGAGACGCAGACUUUGAUUGUUUCGAAGAACACUGUAAUUUUCUUCUGAAAUGCACGGACGGCCGCGCAAGCCUCUGAAACCGGAGGAAGAAGAAGCUUCGGCGGCGGAAGCCGCAAAGCUUCGCUCUCUUCAAUCUCAAUUGCUCGCGAAUCACCACCAAAAGAACUAUGCUAAGGAAGCUCUUGAUGUCAGUGCUAAGGUGCUGGAAAUGAAUCCGGAUCUGUAUACGGCUUGGAACUAUAGGAAACUUGCGGUAGAACACUAUCUGAAGGAAUCUCCAUCAGAUACCGAGUCGAUCAAAGCGAUUCUCAAUGAGGAGCUUAGAGUAGCUGAAAGCGCACUCCGUCAGAAUGUCAAGUCAUACGGCGCGUGGUAUCAUCGUAAGUGGAUCUUGAGCAAGGGGCAUUCGUCCACCGAUCAUGAGUUGCGACUUCUUGGAAAGUUUCAGAAACUCGACGCUAGGAAUUUUCAUGCAUGGAAUUACAGAAGAUUUGUGGCAGCGUUAGUGAACAUACCCGAGGAGGAUGAAUUGAAUUAUACAACAAAUAUGAUAGACACAAAUUUCAGCAAUUAUUCGGCGUGGCAUAAUCGCAGUGCGCUUCUUGGUAAAUUGCUGAACAAAAAAGCUGAAUGUUAUUUCCCAGUGGAAAAGGUGUUAAACGAAGAGUAUGAUCUCGUGCACCAAGCUAUUUUCACUGAUCCAGAUGAUCAAAGUGGUUGGUUUUAUCAUCUAUGGCUUCUGGAUCAAACAGUGAAAACAAAUGCUCCGAGUCUUGUUUCUUCUUGGCCACCCCACAGUUAUAAUGUUGCAUUAUCAAGAACUGGAUGUCUCGACGAUCACACCCUAUCUCCACUUAAUAGUUUCCAUUCUGAUUCAGGAACAUUUCCCCUCAUUCUUUAUUUCGAUCAACCUGUUCAAGGUAUCGACUCAUCUUCAGUGUCUGUUAAAUCUACAGCUAAUUUAAUAGGAGGUCUUAUUUGGAAACCACUCUCAAAAUGUAAUUGCGAUGCUGCAAAGGCUUGGGUUAGCCAUCUGGUUUUUCUUGAAGAAGAGCUCAAUUCUUCUGAAUUUUAUUCAGUGGAAGUCAGUCUUGGACAUUCUGAGAAAAUAGCAUCUGCAAGUGGUUCUCAUUAUGUGAAACCAACUAGUUUUUCUUUUAAAGUGGCUGUGCAUUUCGGAAAAACACCUAUCGGAGAUUGUAGUAAUGAAGGGAUCUGGUGGAAGGAUGAAAACUUUUCUAGUUGUGGAAUUAGUUCUCAGAAUUUUCCGUUUGUUUCCUCUGAUAAUCCAACCAUUGAGGAUAAUUAUGCUGCUUCUAGUUCUGAAUGGUGUGCCGAGAUUAUAAGUAACGAAAUAGCUCUUUUCCGAGAAUUAUUAUCGGAGACUGACUGUAAAAUUGGAAAGCUCACUCUUGCAAGAUUGUUGAUGGCUCAUGCUGCAACAUUGUCUCCACAUGCGAAUAAAAUGGUCCAACUUGAGGAAGUUCUCGAACUUUACCAGGACCUGAUGAAGUUGGACCCAUCACAUUUUCACUACUACAAAGAUGAACACAGCUUAGUAUUAUUGCAGAAGGUGACUUCGACUAGGGAAUCUUUGUUAAGACACUGCUAUUGCUACAGAGACCAGACGUCACCAUAUAUUGGUAGCACUACCUGUCUACGGCUCAAUAAUUUAUCAAUUUCACGGAUGGGAUCUGUCGAAAAGUUACUAUGGGUUCAAGUGCUGGACUUAAGCCACAACGAACUUCGAUCAAUUGAAGGAUUGGAGGUCAUGCAGCGACUCUCUUGCUUGAGUUUGAGUAACAAUAAAAUCUGUAGUUUUACCACAUUGGAGCCUCUGAGACGUUUGAAGUCUUUAAAAGUUUUGGAUAUUUCACACAACGAGAUAGGUUCGCAUUCAGUCGACACGACCAGAUAUCUCUUCCCAUCUCCCAUGUCUCAUUCUGAGGAAAAUGCUUCGAGCAGUGAUAAUUUGGUAACUGAUUGUUCCGAUCUGGCAAGUUAUUGGGAAGCUUAUUAUCUAUUCAAAGAUCUAAGCUUGACUCAGUUAGACAUUGAGGGAAACGUGAUAUGUAGUGAAAGGUUUAAGGCAUUUCUGGUCAAGGUUCUUCCCAAACUAUGCUGGCUCGAUGGAAAACAAGUACAGUAGAAGUAUUUAAUUUUUGGUUAUAUCCAGUUCCAUAGAUCCUCUUCUGAACAUAAAACGGUACACAGACCGUGAACAAAAGCAUCAUUUUCUUUUCCAUGGAAGGGGGGUCAAGGUUUGAGGAUUGGGGUUAUUGCAUCCCAAUCAUCCAAGGACCAUGGUGACCAAGGUGAUCACUCGAUGACUAGUUGGUCGCCCGUGAAAAAUUAGCGAGAUUUUUGGAGCUUAUAGACAUACAUAUACGCAUGGAGAUGGCAGGUUUGACGGGAACAACAGGAGUGAAUAUGUGGUUGUCCUUGUCCAAAUUGCUUUGAACUUCAUCAUCCUUAACCACUUGGAUUUCAACGUGUACUUAUAGUACUGUUCCUUGAGUUCUUGUAAUGCCAAAAUUUGAAGGGCUUUAAUUUAAUCAAAUUAUAUUGAGUUGAGAUGUGGCAGGCA